CUAUACUCCACCCAACACAAUGGCAGGCGACACAAGAGACUCAACAACAUCAACCCCACGCGGACCUCCACCCGGAGUAACCGAACCUCCAGAACACGUCAAGACACCGAACAAAGUCUACGAAGUCUUCAAUGGGCCGCUGCCGUCUGCGAAUGCGUUACCCGAGGGCUCGGGGUUAAAUACUGCGGGGGCGAGAGAAAAGCAACCUACGCUCUCGGAAGGCAUUAAGACGGUUAGGCUGGAGGAUUUCAAGCAGGUGCAUAUGUAUCCAUGUGUCAGAGAAAGUCUGCUUAUGGGAAUUGGUGGCGGGUUUGGGAUGGGUGGAAUUAGGGCGCUUUGGGGAGCGCCGAUACCAAAAGCUGCCAAUUGGGCUGUGGGCACGUUCAUCUUUGCUGGAAUUGCGAAUUAUGAGUUUUGUUUGUAUAAGAGGAGGAUGGAGAAGGCAUAUAUGAAGAGAGCUGUGGAGAUUAUUGACAGGAAGAAAGUAGAGAAGGAAGCUGCUGCGAAAGCCAAGAGGGAAGAGAGGAGAAGGUUUAAAGAGGAGGAAGAUAAGAAAGCGGAGGAAGCUGCUAAGAACAAAGGUUGGAGACUGUGGUGAUUGCCAGAAAAUCAACGGGACUUGUAUAUGUAUGAUGAUCUGUAUUUUGAACUGACUAUGGAAGAAGCUCCCUAUUGGAGCGAAAUGGGAAUAUUGCCCUGCGCCGGAUCCAAUCCACCCUAUCAACUCCC
Molecule: messenger RNA, 729 nt
Organism: Mollisia scopiformis
Lineage: Eukaryota; Fungi; Ascomycota; Leotiomycetes; Helotiales; Mollisiaceae
Exons: 2
Coding region: 20-598 (192 amino acids)
Biological process (GO): mitochondrial respiratory chain complex IV assembly
Cellular component (GO): mitochondrion; mitochondrial inner membrane
Source: RefSeq, a predicted model, not a curated record